AUGACUGACGACCACACUUAUGCAGUGCUGAGACCUCGUGUUUUAGUGUGCUCUGGAGGCACACAGAACAAUAUAGAGGAGUACCCGCAGUUGAAGGGUUGGCUACCAGGUGAGUUCAGAUACCACGUGUGCCAGUAUGAAGAGGUGGUUUCACUGGGGGACCACACUGGUUUUGAGGCCACUUUGAGGCUGGAUGUCCACACUGUGGAACAGGUCAAGGAGUGGGUACAAAAGCUGAAGGGGUCAUCAGGGGUGACAUGGAGGGUGGAUGUUACCCGACCCAGGUUGGGGAAGCGGGUGCUUUUCAAAGCAAGUUAUAAGUGUCAGCAUAGGGUGAACCCGAGAGCAGCCAAAAGCAGCAAGAACACCUGCUGUCAAGCAAAAAUGCACACGACACUCAAGAGUACUCGUGGGGAAAUUAAGACCGAAGACCCACACAUGCCUGACCUACCAUUUAAGGUUAUUCUAAUAAACAGGCACAACCACAAUCUUUUUGUUGCGGACGCCAUCCGCCACCGAGAUGUUGGGUUAAAGGCAAACAACAUACUCACAGGGCUCUUUGAAAUUGGCCACACUCCAACAUCUGCACUGUCGGUCCUGAAACACGACCUCCAAAUGGAGUAUGGGCAGCGUUAUGUGUACGUGUCGGCCAACAGGGAGAUUUGCCCCGACCUGCCUUAUGUACAGAGACUGUUCCACAAGGUGUGUAGGGAGGAGUAUGGCACGCAAACAGGUCCCACGAUGUUGGCAGCGCUCAAGCUUCAAGUGGAGAGUUACAACAAUAAGUGUAAUGACACCUGUGCUCUCCUGGGAACAACUUCCCAGGGAGCUCCUCUUGUGGUUGUGUGUUCUCCACUCAUGAAGAAAGUGCACCAACUGAAGCACAGUGGGGAGCUGUGCUUCAUAGAUUCCUCAGGGAAUAUGGACAGGGAAAACUGCAGGGUAUUCCUCCUCCUGACCCACAGCUGUGCAGGUGGCCUCCCUCUGGGCAUUCUCCUCUGCCAGUCUGAGGAUGAGCAGACUAUUGCUCAAGGGCUGGAACAGCUCAAACAAGUUGUUGGAGAGAAGGGCUUUGCUGGCAGAGGACACGAAGGGCCACAACUGGUCAUCACAGAUGACUGUAGGACAGAGAGGGGAGCUCUGGGAAAAGCAUUUCCUAAGGCCACACUUCUCCUGUGCUCCUUCCAUCUGCUACAAGCAGUUUGGAGGUGGCUGUGGAGCAAGGAGAGUGGGGUCACUCACGGAGACAGACCGGCACUUUUUGCCAUUGUAAAAGAGAUGCUUUACUGUCAGGAGAUAGGCAGUGUGGAUAGGCUUUACAGCGAGGCAAGAGGGCAUCCAGUUGUAGCCAGGUUAGUGUUUAAUUUUGCUGACGAAGACGCAGUGGGAAUACCGUGA
Trematomus bernacchii (emerald rockcod) is the source of this 1398-nucleotide messenger RNA. RefSeq lists its product as uncharacterized. The transcript has 6 exons. The coding region runs from base 1 to 1398 and encodes 465 amino acids. The record is from RefSeq and is a predicted model, not a curated record. NCBI's taxonomy places the organism in Eukaryota, Metazoa, Chordata, Actinopteri, Perciformes, Nototheniidae.